UACUACAGUUCCGAUGUAUAAGAUUUUUAGGGCUUAGAACUUCAUGCACUUCCUGGAAUCCUACUGAAUAAGAUUUUGAAGAUUCGAAACUUGCUAGCAAGAAGAACAUUUUUAUUGUGCUGAGAAAAUGGACAUGGCUUUUCCGGUUGAUGUAGUUCUAGGAUCCAUUGCUUUUGCAGUCUUUUGGGUAUUGGCUGUUUUCCCUACAGUACCUUUUAUGCCAAUACGGAGAACUGCGGGCUCCCUACUUGGGGGCUUGCUCAUGGUUUUAUUCGGAGUCAUGACUCCAGAUCAAGCUUAUUCCACAAUUGAUCUCCCGAUCCUUGGCCUUUUAUUUGGUACUAUGGUUGUCAGUGUCUAUCUUGAAAGAGCAGAUAUGUGUAAAUAUCUAGCUAAGUUGCUUGCAUGGACAAGUAAAGGUGCUAAGGACUUAAUUUUCAGAAUCUGCCUGAUUUCUGCCAUUUCAAGUGCUCUUUUCACCAAUGAUACCUCAUGUGUAAUUUUGACUGAAUUUGUGUUAACAAUUGCAAGACAACAUAAUCUACCCCCUCAUCCCUUCCUGCUCGCUCUUGCGACAAGUGCAAAUAUUGGCUCUGCGGCAACUCCAAUUGGAAGCCCCCAAAACCUGGUCAUAGCAUUUAACAGUAAAAUUUCGUUUGGGGAUUUUCUUAUUGGAAUUCGGCCGGCAAUGCUUGUGGGUUUAAUUGUGAACUUUUUGCUGCUUCUGUGCAUGUAUUGGAGCUUGUUAUCUAUUCCGAUAGAUGAAGAAGAUGCCAUUGGAAAAGUAGUAGCAGAUGAAAAUAGAAUUUUUCCUUGUGAUUCACCAGCCACGAUGUUACAUUCUUCAUCAUUAAACUCUCAAGAAUGGAACUCCAUAUUGGAAACAAUGAACCCACAAAUAUCUCCCAAAACUAAUACAAACACAGCUUAUGUUGACACUCUUAAAAACCGAGAGAGUUUUGUUGAGAGUGAAAUGAUCCAAAUGGUAUCCAAGAGCGCAGUUGAGUCUAAUGCAGUAAUGAUAACCGUGACAAGUGUUGGUUCUUCCGAGAGAAGUGAGGCAAUUCCACUUCUAUCAAAGCAACAUAGAGUGAGGGCACCAGUCUUCGUAGAAUCUUCGAAACCAGCAGGGAAGGAAAACUUGGCCACAAGGUGGAAAAGGACAAUGUGGAAACCAUGCGUGUACCUUGUUACCUUAGGAAUGCUGAUUUCGUUUCUUAUGGAUUUUAACAUGUCCUGGACUGCAAUCACCGCUGCAAUUGCUCUUAUCGUUCUUGAUUUUAAUGAUGCACACCCUUGCCUAGAAAAGGUGUCGUAUCCGCUUCUAGUUUUCUUCUGCGGAAUGUUUGCUACAGUGGCUGGCUUUAACAAGACUGGGAUCCCAAGCACUCUUUGGGACUUGGUGGAGCCCUAUGCAAAGAUCAAUGAUAUUUUCGGGAUAGCGGUUCUUGCCAUUGUCAUACUCGUCCUUUCAAAUUUGGCUUCGAAUGUACCAACUGUUCUUUUGCUUAGAAAGCCGGUGGCAUUAUCAGCAUCAGCUAUUUCUGCAACCCAUGAGAAGAAGGCAUGGCUGAUUUUAGCUUGGGUCAGCACUGUAGCUGGUAACCUGUCACUUCUCGGAUCGGCUGCUAACUUGAUGGUGUGUGAGCAAGCUCGCCACGCUCUAGUUGGCUACAAUUUAUCUUUCUGGAAACACCUUAAAUUUGGAGUCCCUUCCACUCUUAUAGUUACAGCCAUUGGUUUGGCAUUGUUGAAGAAUAAGAUUUGAC
Molecule: messenger RNA, 1769 nt
Organism: Theobroma cacao (cacao)
Lineage: Eukaryota; Viridiplantae; Streptophyta; Magnoliopsida; Malvales; Malvaceae
Product: silicon efflux transporter LSI2-like
Biological process (GO): transmembrane transport
Cellular component (GO): membrane
Source: RefSeq, a predicted model, not a curated record